Messenger RNA from Rattus norvegicus (Norway rat), 4298 nucleotides. It is a transcript of the gene Nomo1, whose product is annotated as nodal modulator 1. Gene Ontology annotation, cellular component: endoplasmic reticulum membrane; multi-pass translocon complex. Gene Ontology annotation, biological process: multi-pass transmembrane protein insertion into ER membrane. Gene Ontology annotation, molecular function: ribosome binding; carbohydrate binding. The record is from RefSeq and is a predicted model, not a curated record. NCBI's taxonomy places the organism in Eukaryota, Metazoa, Chordata, Mammalia, Rodentia, Muridae.
CAGCUCCGGGGCGGGUCCUGGGCUUGUCAGCCCAGCGAGGAGGAGGAAGGAGCCGGCUGCGUGCGGUGUGAGGGGCGGGACCGGGCGGGUUGCGGAGGGUAGGCACGCGGAGGCCGGGCCAUGCGUGCGGGCCGGUGUGCCGCGGUGCUGCUGCUGCUGCUGCUGAGCGGCCCCGGGCGGGCGAUCGGCUCCGAGGACAUCGUGGUAGGCUGCGGGGGUUUCGUGAAGUCGGACGUGGAGAUCAACUACUCGCUCAUCGAGAUAAAGUUGUACACCAAGCAUGGGACUUUGAAAUACCAGACGGACUGUGCUCCUAACAACGGCUACUUUAUGAUCCCCUUGUACGAUAAGGGGGAUUUCAUCCUGAAGAUUGAACCUCCCCUGGGCUGGAGUUUUGAGCCAACCAACGUGGAGCUGCAUGUGGACGGCGUGAGCGACGUCUGCACCAGGGGCGGGGACAUCAACUUCGUGUUCACUGGCUUCUCUGUGAAUGGAAAGGUCCUCAGCAAAGGGCAGCCCCUGGGCCCCGCAGGAGUCCAGGUAUCCCUGAGAAGCACUGGCGCUGACUCGAAGAUCCAGUCCACAGUCACACAACCUGGUGGAAAGUUUGCAUUUUUCAAAGUUCUUCCUGGAGAUUAUGAAAUCCUUGCAACGCACCCGACCUGGGCGCUGAAGGAGGCAAGUACCACGGUGCGUGUGACAAACUCCAAUGCUAACGCGGCUGGUCCCCUCAUAGUGGCUGGCUAUAAUGUGUCCGGCUCUGUCCGCAGUGACGGGGAGCCCAUGAAAGGGGUGAAGUUUCUUCUCUUUUCUUCUUUAGUGAACAAAGAGGAUGUCCUGGGCUGCAAUGUGUCCCCGGUGUCUGGGUUCCAGCCCCCAGAUGAGAGCCUGGUUUAUCUGUGCUAUGCAGUCUCCAAAGAAGAUGGCUCUUUUUCUUUCUAUUCCUUGCCGAGUGGGGGCUACACUGUGGUGCCGUUCUACAGAGGGGAGAGGAUCACCUUCGAUGUGGCGCCUUCCAGGCUUGACUUCACCGUGGAGCACGACAGCCUGAGAAUCGAGCCCGUGUUCCACGUCAUGGGCUUCUCUGUCACUGGGAGAGUCUUGAAUGGACCUGAUGGAGAAGGUGUCCCGGAGGCUGUGGUCACACUGAACAAUCAGAUUAAAGUCAGAACGAAAGCCGAUGGCUCUUUUCGCCUGGAGAACAUAACGACAGGGACAUACACCAUCCAUGCCCAGAAGGAGCACCUCUACUUUGACAUGGUUACCAUCAAAAUUGCACCCAACACCCCACAGCUGGCUGACCUCAUCGCUACAGGGUUCAGCAUCUGUGGUCAGAUAUCCAUCAUCCGCUCCCCCGACACCAUCAAGCAGAUGAAUAAAUACAAGGUGGUCCUGUCCUCUCAAGACAAGGACAAGGCUUUGGUCACUGUGGAGACGGAUGCUCAUGGAUCAUUUUGCUUUAAAGCAAAACCAGGGAUCUACAAAGUCCAGGUGGUGGUGCCCGAGGCUGAGACCAGAGCCGGGCUGAUGCUGAAGCCACAGACGUUCCCCAUCACUGUGACCAACAAGCCCGUGAUGGAUGUGGCCUUCGUGCAGUUUUUGGCGUCUGUUUCCGGAAAAGUCUCCUGUCUGGACACCUGCGGUGACCUGUUGGUGACCCUGCAGUCCCUGAGCCGCCAGGGCGAGAAGCGCAGCCUCCAGCUCUCUGGCAAGGUCAACUCCAUGACUUUCACCUUUGACAAAGUUCUACCUGGGAAAUACAAAAUAAGCAUCAUGCACGAGGACUGGUGCUGGAGGAACAAGAGCCUGGAAGUGGAAGUGCUGGAGGAUGACGUGUCUGCCGUGGAGUUCAGGCAAACCGGCUACAUGCUGCGCUGUGCACUGUCACACGCCAUCACUCUGGAGUUUCAUCAGGAUGGAAAUGGCCCUGAAAACGUGGGGAUUUACAAUCUCUCCAGGGGAGUCAACCGCUUCUGCCUGUCCAAGCCCGGCGUGUACAAAGUUACUCCUCGCUCCUGCCACCGGUUUGAGCAAGCCUUUUACACCUAUGACACGUCUUCACCCAGUAUCCUGACGCUGACAGCCAUUCGUCACCAUGUUCUCGGAACUAUCAUCACUGACAAAAUGAUGGAUGUCACAGUGACUAUCAAGUCUUCCAUCGACAGUGAGCCAGCCUUGGUCUUGGGACCUCUGAAGUCUGCACAGGAGCUGCGGAGGGAACAGCAGCUGGCAGAGAUCGAGACCCGCAGGCAGGAGAGGGAGAAGAAUGGCAAAGAAGAGGGAGAAGAAGGCAGGGCCCGACCUCCUGGGCAAGAGAUGGUGGACGAGUUACAGGGCCCCUUCUCCUACGACUUCUCCUACUGGGCCCGGUGUGGAGAGAAAAUCACUGUUACACCCUCGUCCAAAGAGCUCCUCUUUUACCCCCCAUCCAUGGAAGCCACUGUCAGUGGAGAAAGCUGCCCAGGGAAGUUGAUUGAGAUCCAUGGGAAGGCGGGCUUGUUCCUGGAAGGUCAGAUCCACCCGGAGCUGGAGGGAGUGGAGAUUGUCAUCAGCGAGAAGGGAGCAAGUUCACCCUUGAUCACUGUCUUCACUGAUGACAAAGGUGCCUACAGUGUCGGCCCCCUACACAGUGACCUGGAGUACACUGUGACCUCGCAGAAGGAAGGCUUUGUGCUGACUGCCGUGGAAGGAACUGUGGGAGACUUCAAGGCUUAUGCCUUGGCCGGUGUGAGCUUCGAGAUUAAAGCUGAAGAUGACCAGCCACUCCCUGGUGUCCUCUUAUCCCUCAGUGGCGGUGUGUUUCGGUCCAACCUCCUGACUCAAGACAACGGCAUUCUGACAUUCUCAAACCUGAGUCCUGGUCAGUACUACUUUAAACCUAUGAUGAAGGAGUUCCGCUUUGAGCCAUCCUCACAGAUGAUAGAAGUGCAGGAGGGGCAGAACCUGAGGAUCACCAUCACUGGCUUCCGAACUGCCUACAGCUGCUACGGCACAGUGUCCUCUUUAAACGGAGAGCCAGAGCAGGGCGUUGCAGUGGAAGCUGUGGGGCAGAAGGAUUGUAGCAUCUAUGGAGAAGACACCGUGACAGACGAGGAGGGGAAGUUCCGGUUACGUGGACUGCUGCCAGGGUGCAUGUACCACGUGCAGCUGAAGGCAGAAGGCAAUGACCACAUCGAGCGGGCGCUGCCCCACCAUCGGGUGAUUGAGGUUGGGAACAAUGACGUGGAUGACGUAAACAUCAUAGUUUUCCGGCAGAUCAACCAGUUUGACCUGAGUGGAAAUGUAAUCACUUCCUCCGAGUAUCUGUCUACUUUGUGGGUGAAGCUGUACAAGAGCGAGAGUCUCGACAACCCCAUCCAGACAGUGUCUCUGGGUCAGUCGCUCUUCUUCCAUUUCCCACCGCUGCUCCGAGAUGGUGAGAACUACGUGGUGCUUCUGGACUCCACGCUCCCCAGGUCUCAGUACGACUACGUCCUGCCGCAAGUGUCUUUCGCUGCAGUGGGCUACCACAAACACAUCACUCUGGUGUUCAGUCCCACGUGGUCGAUGAGUGAGAACUUACAAGGAGUCACGGCUAUCCCAUUGCAGAGGAAGCUACCUGAGCAAGACAUCGCGCAAGGGUCCUAUAUUGCCCUGCCUCUGACGCUGCUGCUCCUGUUGGCAGGCUACAACCAUGACAAGCUCAUCCCUUUGCUGCUGCAACUGACGAGUCGUCUUCAGGGAGUCAGAGCCCUUGGCCAGGCGGCCUCUGACAGCAGUGGCCCAGAAGACAUGAAGAGACAAACCAAGAAACAGAAGACCAGGCGCACGUGAGGAGGAAGGAGGCCCCGUCUCCUGUGGAUGACACAGCCAGGGCUGCCACCUGCCUGGAGACAAAGGCACAUGUUUACCCACUUCAGGCGGGCCCUGUGCCCUGUGACCCCUGUGUUGGUAUCCUGCCUGUCUGUCCUCUCCUGGUAGCCCUGUGGUGCAAUGCGACGAAUGGACCCUCCUGUCACCCUGCUGAACACAAUUUAUUUUCUGAGUUGAAGAUAAUUUAUUAUUAUUAUUUUUGUCAGAGAAGUAUUUAAGCCAAGCUGGUGGUGUGAGAACAUAAUUCUAAUCUUCCACAUUCGUUUGCAAGAAGAGCCCAGUAAGCAUGGCGUUUGUCUGCCGUGCCCUCUGGACUUUCCCCAAACUACCCCCUGCACUCGAGGCCCAUGCCGGAAGCUGCAGCAACAUCUGUCCAUACCAAAAGGAUCUGCCAAGAGCUGGAUGAAUAAAGUCAGCCACUCAUUUGUGGUGUUGUUUCUCUCAGA